Molecule: messenger RNA, 1722 nt
Organism: Arctia plantaginis
Lineage: Eukaryota; Metazoa; Arthropoda; Insecta; Lepidoptera; Erebidae
Source: the annotation of a GenBank genome assembly
AUGUACCACGUCAGCUAUCUAGGUCGUCUAGCUGUCAUACUCUUCAGUAUUUGCACCGUGGUAUUGGGAAUAAUUCUCUCAUUCGUACCCUGGCUUGAUUAUAUUAUUUUCAGAGAAUUAAAGCUGUGGAAUGGGUCUUUGAGCUACAGCUACUGGCACAAACCUGGAGUGAUCAGGUUAACCAAGGUAUACAUAUUCAAUGUGACGAAUCCUCAGGCGUUCUUGGAACAAGGGGAGAAACCGAAGCUGGUAGAAGUUGGACCUUUUGUAUAUAGGGAAGACAUGGAGAAAGUAAACAUCAAAUUUCACGAGAACGACACAGUAACGUACCAACACAACAAGAUCCUGAGAUUUGUGCCAGAACUGUCGGUGGAUAAGAACCAGAAGCUGGUGGUGCCCAAUAUUCCUUUGCUGACGGUGACAUCCUUCUCACCAAACUUGGCAAGCUGGCUCUUCAACUUGCUGGUGUCAGGACUGGCCAUCACUUAUCGAGAUCGCGCCAAGCCCUUUGUUCAUGUUACUGCUGAAGAACUGGUUUUCGGAUAUAACGAUCCUCUGGUGACUCUAGCGCAUUAUUUCUACCCAAAAGGCAAAAGGCCCAACAGUCAAAUGGGACUAUUAUUAGCAAGAAAUGGUACUUUGGAUGAAGUAUCCACUAUGUAUACUGGACAAAGUCACAUGGAUAAAUUUGGAUAUAUGGACAGGAUCAAUGGAUUGGACCACCUACCGCAUUGGGAUGACAAGCCUUGCAACGACAUACGUGCAUCCGAAGGUUCGUUCUUUCCACCUCGCUCGCUGACCAAGUCCGAUACCGUCCACAUUUACGACAAGGAUCUCUGCAGGAUACUGCCUCUACAGUACCAGAAGGAUGUUUACAAAGAUGGUAUACAAACAGGCCUAUACACUCCACCGCCUUCUACGUUCGAGAGUGCUGACAUCAAUCCUGACAACAAGUGUUACUACCGUGGGGAGAAAUGCCCCCCCAAGGGGUUGCAAAAUAUCAGUCCCUGCCAAUACAAUGCUCCUGUUUAUCUCUCAUUUCCACAUUUCUACGAUGCUGAUCCGGAACUGCUUGUUAAAUUCGAAGGACUGAAGCCUGAAAAAAAGAAACAUGAGACUUAUUUCAUGAUACAACCGAAAAUUGGAGUACCUCUUGAAGGAUUCGUGCGUGUUCAGCUCAAUAUGAAGGUAGACCAGGCUCCAAACAUUGCAAUCAACAACAUCAACAACUUUCCCAAUAUCAUCUUUCCAGUGAUGUGGCUGGAGGAAGGUAUUCACGAGCUAUCGACCCCCAUCUGGCGAUGGAUUUACCUAGCCACCACGGUGGGACCAGUAGCGGCCCCACUCAUCACCUACUCACUUAUUAUCUUCGGUUUUUUAUCACUUACAAUAGUGUUCAUAAAAACCUAUAAAAGCCUCGUCAUUGGACAAAACUCCAUAGAAAUUUUGGAGCUUGGAAGACAGACAUUAAGAAGAGGAUCUACAUUAGUUGUUCAUGGCUCUCAUAAAAUACUGCCCAAUAGGGAAUCAAUGUAUCUACCAUUAAACAACGACAAAAUACAAGAGCUUAACUGUGUAAGAUCUGACUGCAGCUUAGAGCUUAGAAAUAUUUUAAGAUCAGACUUUGUACAGUCAACAUUUAAUGACAUGGAAAGGGAAUCUUUGAUUAGGUCUGACAACACGUUUAUAUUAUCAGAACAUAACAGGUGUGUGCAGAAUUAA